Solanum verrucosum is the source of this 1967-nucleotide messenger RNA. Its product is annotated as receptor protein kinase-like protein ZAR1. NCBI's taxonomy places the organism in Eukaryota, Viridiplantae, Streptophyta, Magnoliopsida, Solanales, Solanaceae. Bases 1 to 1887 code for a protein of 628 amino acids. Gene Ontology annotation, biological process: protein phosphorylation. The record is from RefSeq and is a predicted model, not a curated record. The transcript is spliced from 2 exons. Gene Ontology annotation, molecular function: protein binding; ATP binding; protein kinase activity.
AUGAUGAAUGUUGUUGUUGUUGUGAUCCUUAGUUUUUUCACAUUUUCAAUCUCUGUUAUAUUUUCAUUGAAUUCAGAUGGUGUUUCUCUGUUAGCUUUGAAAUCUGCAAUUUCUAAUGACCCAUCUGAGUUUCUUUCUUCUUGGUCGGAGUUAGACUCAUCAGCAUGCCAUUGGAAUGGAAUCACAUGCGAUGAAAAUCAGAAGGUGACUUCUAUUUCUCUGUCGUCGAAGAAUUUGAGUGGUUACAUUCCUUCUGAAAUCGGAGCACUUUCUUCUCUAUCAAUUCUUUCUCUUUCCUACAACAACUUUUCAAAACCAAUCCCUAUUCAUCUCUUCAAUGCUACUUCCCUUCACUCCCUUGACCUCUCUAACAAUGCUUUCACAGGAUUCUUACCUCAACAAAUCACAUCCCUUAUAAACCUUAAACACCUUGAUCUUUCUGCUAAUUUUCUCAAUGGCUCACUUCCCCAAGAGCUAACUCAUCUUACACUUCUCACUGGAACUUUAAAUCUUUCAUACAACAGAUUUACCGGCCAACUUCCGGCGAGUUAUGGUACGUUUCCUGUAACAUUGAGUUUAGACCUUCGGCAUAACAAUCUGACCGGAAAGAUACCUUCAAUCGGGUCGUUGUUGAAUCAAGGGCCUACUGCAUUUUCCGGUAACCCUUUUCUUUGUGGGUUUCCAUUGGAGACUCCGUGUGCAGAACCAGAAGCCCAAAAACCACCACCGAACCCGAACCCUAAUGAGGAGGAGGUGGGGUUUGUAGGAAAAGGGAAAUCGGGAAAUGGGUCAGUGGUGGUUUCUUUGAUCUCCGGCGUAUCGGUUGUGAUUGGGGUGAUGUUUGUUUCAGUGUUGGUGUUGAGGAGAAAAUGGAAGUUGGAUGAGGGAAAAAUGGGAAAAGAAAAGUUGGAGAAGCCAGAGGAGAGGCAAAAGGGUAAAUAUGUAGUGUUAGACGAGGGGUUUGGGAUGGAACUAGAAGAUUUGUUAAGGGCUUCAGCUUAUGUAGUAGGGAAGAGUAGGAGUGGGAUAGUUUACAAGGUGGUGGCUGGCGCUACGGUUGUUGCUGUUCGACGAUUAAGCGAGGGGGAUGUCACGUGGAAGUUCAAGGAGUUUGAGACGGAGGUGGAAGCCAUUGGGAGAGUACAACAUCCAAAUGUGGUGAGGCUUAGGGCUUAUUACUAUGCAAGUGAUGAGAAAUUGCUGGUAACUGAUUUCAUCCGCAAUGGCACCUUGCACAAUGCUUUACAUGGAGGACUUGGUAAUAACUUGCCACCUCUGUCAUGGGCAGCUAGACUGAAGAUCGCUCAAGGCACAGCUCGGGGUCUAAUGCACAUUCAUGAGUGUAAUCCCAGGAAGUAUGUUCAUGGGAACAUAAAUUCAACAAAAAUCCUUCUUGAUGAUGACUUGCAAGCCUACAUAUCUGGUUUUGGAUUGACUCGCCUUGUUUCAGGUUGCUCCAAGCCCAUAAACAGUAGUACCAAAAAGCUAAGUACAAGUCAAAUCAUAAUAAGUCCUCAAAACUCAACUUCGUCUUGUACUAUGUACAUGGCACCUGAGGGUCGAGUGCCUGGCUCCAAGUUCACCCAGAAAAGCGACAUCUACUCAUUUGGUAUGGUACUUUUGGAGAUUCUGACUGGUCAGUUGACAGAUGGAGGAUCGGAGGUGGAGGAUGAUGGGAAGGGGCUUGAGAGUCUUGUUAGAAAGGUUUUUAGACAAGAACGACCCUUGUCUGAGAUCAUAGACCCUGCUCUCUUGAAUGAGGUUCAUGCUAAAAAGCAAGUUGUUGCAGCAUUUCAUAUCGCUCUCAACUGCACAGAACUGGAUCCUGAGCUUCGGCCAAGGAUGAGAACAGUUUCUGAUAACCUUGAUCGCAUCAAACUGCAGUAAAAGAAGCUUGAUCAAUGUAAAGGCUUUCAAUGUUUUGCUGACCGCCUAAUGUAGAGCUGUUUAGUAAUUGUGAAUCAGAA